Messenger RNA from Salvia miltiorrhiza (redroot sage), 2520 nucleotides. RefSeq lists its product as uncharacterized. The record is from RefSeq and is a predicted model, not a curated record. The transcript is spliced from 3 exons. The coding region runs from base 1 to 2520 and encodes 839 amino acids. Lineage: Eukaryota; Viridiplantae; Streptophyta; Magnoliopsida; Lamiales; Lamiaceae.
AUGACAAGAACGGAUGAGAAGUUAGAGGCUCAAGCCAAGCAAUUGAAAAUGCUUGAGAUACAAGUGGGACAAAUUGCCGAGUCUAUAAACAAUCAACGCCAACAAGGGCAAUUCCCAAGCAACACAAUCGUGAAUCCUAAGGAGCAUUGCAAGGCCAUUGCUCUAAGGAGUGGGACAACAUAUGAAGAGCCCAAGAUGCCCGACGAAGAAGAUAGAAGUGGUGUUGUGGUUGAAGUUGGAGAUGGCAACCCUUCCAAGGAAAAAGGAGAUAGAGGAAAGAAGAAGGAAGUGUACGUGGCUCCACCACCUUAUUGCCCACCAAUCCCUUUUCCUCAAAGACAUCAAAAGAAGAAUGUGGAGAAUGAAUUCUCCAAGUUUCUUGAGAUUUUUCGAAAGGUGCACAUCAACAUCCCACUUGUUGAAGCUUUGAAACAAAUGCCCUCCUAUGCAAAGUUCCUAAAGGAGGUCAUAUCAAACAAGAGGAAGAUGGGAGAGAAUGAGACGGUCAAUCUAACCGAAGAGUGUAGUGCCGUUCUCCAAAGGAAAAUACCCACCAAGAUCAAGGACCCCAGGAGCUUCACAAUCCCUUGUGAUAUUGGGAAUGAUCGCUUUGGGAAAGCUUUGUGUGACUUGGGAGCAAGUAUAAAUUUGAUGCCGCUCUCAAUCUUCAACAAGCUAGAGAUUGGCACCAUCAAGCCAACCACAAUUGCCCUUCAAAAGGCGGAUCGUUCCGUUUCUUAUCCAAAGGGGAUAGUAGAAGAUGUCCUAGUGAAAGUCAACAAUUUCAUCUUCCCGGUGGACUUUGUUGUUUUGGACAUGGUGGAAGACAAAGAUGUGCCUUUGAUUCUUGGGCGCCCCUUCUUGGCAACGGGGAGAGCCCUCAUUGAUGUUGCUAAGGGCGAACUCACCCUUAGAGUAAAUGAUGAGAGCUUCACCUUUUCAAUCCACAAGGCUCUCAAGUACAAGGAGGAAGAAGAAGAAAUGAGGGUGGAUGAAUGCAAGAUGAUGCAAGUAAUAGAGUCUUGCAUCAACAUGGAGGAGUACCACACCUACAACAAUCCAAUGGACACUUGCCUCCUAAACCCUCUAUUCUCUUUUGUUGAUAAUAAUGAGUUUAAUGCUUCCAACUUAUUUGUUGAGACUAAUGAAAUGAACUUUGUGCAGGAAAUUUCACAAGGAGAGGCAUAUUUCUUGGACUUGAGGAAUGGAGAGCCAAAAGAUGAAGGAGUGGAGAAGAAGACUCCUAGCUUGGAGUUAAAACCUCUUCCCGAACAUUUGAAAUACGCCUUCCUUGGUCAGGAUGAGGCGUAUCCGGUAAUCGUAUCAUCCUACCUUUCUCCUCAUGAGCUUGAUCAAUUACUAAAUGUUUUGAGGAAGUAUAGGUCCGCUAUAGGAUGGUCAAUUUCCGAUUUAAAAGGGAUUAGCCCAUCCAUUUGCAUGCAUAGGAUCUUGAUGGAGGAUGAUUUUAAACCUAGGAGGCAAGGUCAAAGACGUGAGUGGGUUAGUCCCACUCAAGUUGUUGCUAAAAAGGGGGGGAUAACCGUCAUAAAAGAUGAGCAUGAUGAGCUAAUUGCAACUAGGUGUAAGGAAACUAACCUUGUGUUGAAUUGGGAAAAAUGUCAUUUUAUGGUUAGGGAUGGAAUUGUGCUUGGACACAAGGUCUCUAAAGCCGGAUUGGAGGUGGAUCGAGCAAAGAUAGUGGCUAUUGAGAAGCUUCCACCACCAUCCAAUGAGAAAGCCGUGAGGAGCUUCCUUGGGCAUGCCGGGUUCUAUCGAAGAUUCAUCCAAGAUUUCUCAAAGAUCACCAAACCCUUGUGUCACCUUCUUGAAAAAGAUACAAAGUUCAACUUUGAUAAAGAUUGUUUGGUGGCCUUUGAGAAACUCAAAAAGGCUUUUGUGAGUGCUCCCAUCUUGAUAACACCGGAUUGGUCGCAACCGUUUGAGCUCAUGUGUGACGCAAGCGACAUCGCCGUCGGGGCCGUGUUGGGGCAAAAGAAAGACAAGCUAUUUAGAGUCAUCUACUACGCUAGUAGGACUCUAGAUAUGGCUCAAUCGAACUACACCGUCAUGGAGAAAGAACUUUUGGCGGUUGUGUAUGCCUUCGACAAAUUUCGCUCCUACCUCAUUGGCACAAAAUCCAUUGUUCACACCGACCAUGCAGCCAUCCGGUAUUUGUUUGAGAAGAAAGAUGCCAAGCCGAGAUUGAUAAGGUGGAUCCUCCUCCUUCAAGAGUUUAAUAUUGAAAUCCGAGAUAGGAGAGGAUGUGAAAAUGUUGUGGCGGAUCACCUUUCAAGACUUGAGAAUCCCGUGGAAGGGGAAAAUGCAAAUGUGCCCAUCAAUGAGAACUUUCCCGAUGAGCAAAUCUUGCAAGUCAAGGCCCACACCCCAUGGUAUGCGGACUACGUCAACUAUCUUGCAUCCGGCAUUCACCCACCGCCCAAGUUGAAUCGUUACCAAAGAAAAAAAUUCUUUCAUGAUGUGAAAUUCUUCUUAUGGGAUGAACCGUUCUUGUAUCGAUGA